GAAUAUGGCCAAGGCUGUUGGUCAAAAUGGAAAGGUUGUUGCCUUUGAGCCGCAAAAGAAGCUAUAUGCUGAACAAACCCAUAAUUUGAAACUAAACAAUCUUCAAAGCAUUGUUGAGCUGAGGCGCCAAGUUCUGGGAGAAUGUGAAAAGAUAAUUCAGAUGAACCCUAGGAAUCCAACAAACGAAGGAAACUUGGCCAUUGGCAAUGGCGGAGACUCUGCACAGAUGAUCACGCUCGAUUCUUUGUUGCUUGAAAAUGUCUCUUUCAUUAAGAUAGAUGUCGAGGGAUACGAGGCUAAUGUUCUUAGAGGUGCAAAAGAAACCAUCGCCAAAAACAGACCCACGAUUAUUCUGGAAAACUGGCCAUUUGCAGCCGGCUACCACAGGGUUUUUGAGAUAUUGGAGGACUAUGGCUAUUCGUACACAAAAUUCAGCCAUUGUGAUUAUUUGGCAGUUCCAAAAGACAUAGCCAACUAG
This is a messenger RNA of Mitosporidium daphniae, 478 nucleotides long. RefSeq lists its product as uncharacterized. The annotation marks the transcript as partial. The record is from RefSeq and is a predicted model, not a curated record. The transcript has a single exon. Lineage: Eukaryota; Fungi; Microsporidia.